UGCUUCAUGUGAUGCUGAUUAAGUUUGGAUAGCCAUUCCAAAGGAAAAUGCGUUGAUAACGUCAGCAAUGUCAUCAAGGUUUUGAAGGUAUCAUCCCAUGCCCUGAUUUGCAAACAAUUCUAUUUACCAAGGAAUGUAGCUGAACAUUGAUUUCUUGGAGAAUUUUGCUACAAUAAACCCAGAUAUGGCAAGGAAUUGUUCUGGAUGUAAAGAGAAGAGGCCUGCACACAGUUUGUGUACUAAUUGCAACAAAUGGCUAUGCAGCUUGUGUACAGAAGAACACGGUCACAUCAAGGAAACAGGAGAACAUUUCCUGCCGAUUGCAUUGAAGGGAUGUUCAGGAGCGGAAGGAGAAACAAGUGAAUUUCCCUUGUUUUGCCCAAUGCACAGUCAGGAGAUGCUCAAAGUGUUUUGUGAGACCUGCGAUGUCCUGACUUGCCGCUUCUGCCUUCUGACAGAGCACAAGGAACACAGAUUCAGGCAUCUCCAGGAAGCUUUGCAAAACCAGAGAGUCAUCCUGGAAAAUGUAUCAGCUAAAGUGGAAGAGAAGAAAAAUGGAGUGCAGGUCUCGGCCAAACAGAUUGAAGACAGAUUGUUUGAAGUAAAACACCUGCAAAGGAAGGUGGAAAAUCAGAUCAAAAUGGCCAAGAUGGUCCUGAUCAGUGAAAUAAAUAAGCGAGCAAAUGUUCUCCUCGAACAACUAGAGAGGAUCACUGGCGAAAGGAAGCAGAAAUUGGAACAACAGCUUCAGGGCAUCAUGGUGGUAAACAGGCAAUUUGAACAUGUGCAAAACUUUCUCAGCUGGGCAGUGUGCAGUAAAAAUAGUGUUCCAUUCCUCUUCAGUAAGGAACUGAUUGUGUUUCAGAUUCAACGUUUGCUAGAAACAAACUGUACUACAGAUGUUAGUCCUCCUUGGAAACUAAGAUUCUCAUGGGACCCAUCUUUCUGGACUAAACAACUUUCCAAUUUAGGCCACCUGUCAUUGGAGGGGGGACUGAUCCAUCACUCAGAUGUACCAGCCUACGGAAGCAUGCAAGGAAUGCAGCCCUCUUUGUAUCACCACCACCAUCAUCACGGCCAUCAUUCGCCUGCCCCACAGCAUGACCCUCUCAACAACCAGCCCCACCAAUUCCAGACUCCCGUCCAUUGCCCGACAACCGUGUGCUGCACCCAUUGCCUUAACAUCCCACACAUGAACAAAGCGCAGCUUCCUCAUCAAACCAUGAGCCACCCUCAGUCUUUCCGGCAACCCCUUGAAAUGCAGCACCACCAGCAGCAGCAGCAUUUCCCUCUGCAGUAUGGCCUGCAGCAGCAUGAAAGAGAGCAGCGCUGUACCUCAAGACCCUUGAAAAUACUGCAACCCUGUGCAGAGCAGAAGUCUCAUCAGGAGCAUGACAGCCCACCUGCCAGGACGUCAAAGCAUCCCCAAGAGCAGCCGAUGCCCCACCCAAUGCAUCCUGCUUAUCCUCUUCCACCACAGGAUGGCCAGCAAGGCCAGGCUGGCCAUUCUCAGCAGUUACCUGCCCAACCGGUGCUGCACAGUCCAGCGUUGCAAGUUCAGCUCAGCCCUCUCCAGAAGCUCAAACUGAAUCACUUGCCACCUCCGUCGCCGCCCCAGGAACAGCCUCCGCCGCCACAGCUAUCGCCACCUGCGCCGGGUCAGAACGAGAAGGCUCACGAACAAGUGCUACAGCAGAGUCUGGACAUCAUGCACCACCAGUUUGAACUGGAGGAAAUGAAGAAAGAUCUGGAGCUUCUCCUCCAGGCUCAGCAACCGAGCCUGCAACUGAAUCCGGCCAAACAGCCUCAGCAUGUUCAGCAAACGAUUGUGGGACAGAUAAACUACAUUGUGAGGCAGCCGGCUUCAGUUCAGCAGCAAAGCCAGGAGGAAGCACAACAAGUUGGUGAAGAUUCUGUUGAGUCAGAAGGUCAAAAACCAGCACUUCCCCUUGAUAGAAAUGUGAUUCCACCUCUGUCACAGCCAUUAGAGGAAGCGAUUGUCAGUAUUCACUCUCCAGAGAGUACUUUGAAUCCAGUCAGAAAGCGGUCAGCUUCACUGAACAUUGUGGGCUUUCCAAAUGCUUUAGAAAUGGAGUUGUCGUCUACACGGGUAUCCAAGUCAGCUGACCCACAGGCCAAAGAAAUCUCCACUGUAAUUUCUGGCCAGGCUCAGAGUAUGCCAAAUACCUCUGAUGUGCCUCCUGAAGCUGUGCCUCGUUACAGCCUGGCUUUGGACAGAAGUACAAAUGACCUGAGCUGUGACAAUAUUGACCGCUUAGCUUCCGGUGGCAUGCCCCUGGUCAGCGCAGUGUGCAAGCUGGAAAGUGAAGAGUUUGGCCCUAUGAGUUACCCGCUUGGAAGUGAUUGUGCCGCUGCUGAGUCCAAAGACAUUAAUGAGUUAGCUCUUUCUAUCCACAAUAUUCUGGAAGAGCCUAUUAAUCUUUCGGUGAAGAAGACUCAGCCUUGUGCCUCCCCUCCCAUACUUAUCAGCAACACUUCCUGCAUGCAGUCAGUUAGUCCAAACCCAAGACAUAUUGAAGAUUGCCAUAACUGUGAAGAGGAACGUUUUGAAAUGGAAAUUAAACGUAAUCAGAACAACAGAGCUUGUGCCAAAGAGGUGAAAAUCCCUUACGUGCGACUGGAACGACUGAAGAUAUGUACAUCGGAGUCUGGAGAGCUUCCAGUAUUUAAACUGCAGCCACAGAAGGAUGAACAUGAUGGGACUUUCCUGCUGAUAAUUGAAUGUGGUUCUCAAUCUUCAAGCAUGGCUAUUAAGGUCAAUCAAGGCAAUCCAUCUGAAAGGCUGAAUCCUAGCCAUGAGAACCUGGAGGAAAGGAGGAUCCCCAUGAGCCAACCGACUGAGCAAUUGCUGCUUCCAUUGGUAGAUCACAGGCUCAGUAACAGUAUGAAAAAAUCGGUGCUUACCCAGGAAGACCACCCUAUUGAGAACGAGGAUUUUUGUGCUGUUUGUCUGAAUGGAGGAGAGCUGCUGUGCUGCGAUUACUGCCCAAAGGUGUUUCAUCUCUCAUGCCACGUUCCUGCAUUGCUCAGCUUUCCUGUAGGUGAAUGGGUGUGCACACUUUGUCGCAACAUGGAGAAGCCAGAGGUAGACUACGACUGCGAAAACACUCGUUUCAGCUACAGUAACACGCUCAUACCAGCAAGAGCACUUUAUGGCCUCGAUGACUAUGAACAGAAGAAGUGUGAGAAACUGGUACUUUCACUGUUCUGCAAUAACCUGAGUCUUCCAUUCCAUGAACCAGUCAGCCCCUUGGCUCGCCAUUAUUAUCAGAUCAUCAAAAGGCCCAUGGAUUUGUCCAUCAUCCGGAAAAAGCUGCAGAAAAAUGACAAAUUGCAUUAUUCCACCUCUGAGGAGCUGGUAGCUGAUGUGCGCCUCAUGUUCUGGAACUGUGCAACAUUCAACUAUCCUGAUUCAGAGGUUGCUGAGGCUGGACGAUGCCUGGAAAUAUUUUUUGAAAGCAAGCUUAAAGAAAUUUACCCAGAGAAGCAGUUCUCCUUGGUACAGCAAGAUGACUCUGAUUCAGAGGAGGUGGAGCAUGACAAUAGCCAAGUGGCUCCCAAAGGAUUCCAGUGGCCCUCCUACAGACAAGAGUGCAUCCAGCCCAAAAGAAGGCGGCGACAUGCUGAAAGUGAAAAAACCAAAAGACCAAUGUUUUGGCCAGCUAAAGGUCUUUCUCAGGUGUGACUUCUGGAGUGCUGCUUGGUAUGCUGUGAAGAACAAAAAAAUCUCAAAGUAACUGACUGUGUGAAAGGAGAUAGAAAAUGUCACUUAGAUGUUUCACCUGCACUUCGCACUAGUGGUCGAC
This is a messenger RNA of Elgaria multicarinata webbii, 3827 nucleotides long. RefSeq names its product tripartite motif containing 66 (gene TRIM66). Gene Ontology annotation, cellular component: chromatin. The transcript is spliced from 20 exons. Lineage: Eukaryota; Metazoa; Chordata; Lepidosauria; Squamata; Anguidae. The record is from RefSeq and is a predicted model, not a curated record. The coding region runs from base 185 to 3706 and encodes 1173 amino acids. Gene Ontology annotation, molecular function: protein binding; zinc ion binding.